Molecule: messenger RNA, 957 nt
Organism: Pygoscelis adeliae (Adelie penguin)
Lineage: Eukaryota; Metazoa; Chordata; Aves; Sphenisciformes; Spheniscidae
Gene: DOK2
Product: docking protein 2, 56kDa
Exons: 6
Coding region: 1-957 (318 amino acids)
Biological process (GO): positive regulation of MAPK cascade; cell surface receptor protein tyrosine kinase signaling pathway
Cellular component (GO): cytoplasm
Source: RefSeq, a predicted model, not a curated record
AUGUACCGGACACCUUGCCUGCUACCCAAGGGACCUCCAAAGUACGCUCCAGAUGCCGGCUGGGGGACAAGGAACAAACCGCUGGCGGUGGAGUCCCCAGAGCUGAAAAGGAGCGUCCACUUCUUUUACGUCAAAAAAUGGCGAAAGUUCUGGGGAGUCUUGUACCGGGAAAGCUCCUGCUCCACCGCCCACCUGGAGCUCUUCGAGGGCUCGGCGCCACCGGCCGCCGAGAAGCUGCGGGAAGGCGAGGGCGGCAAGCGGCUGGUCAAGCUGAGCGACUGCGUGCACGUGGCGGAGGCGAGUGGCGAUGCCGGCUGCCCCAAGGAGACUGUCCCCUUCCUGCUGGAGACCACCGACAAGCGGUACCUCCUGGCCGCUGAUGGCACCGAGGCGGCCGGCUGGAUCCAGAAGCUGUGCGAGCUUGCCUUCCCGAGGAGCAGGGAGGAGCAGGCAGCAGGCAAGGACGGCCAGCAGAGCUUGCUGGGCACCGACGGCGUGUUCUCCAUGGAGGAAAACUCCCUCUACAGCUCCCGGGGCAAAGGUAGGCACCGGGAGCAGGCGUUCAAGGUGACGGUGAGGGCCACCGAGCCCUCUGAGCGCUGCCGGCUCUGGGGCCAGUGCAUCCUGCGAGCUGGCGAGGAGGCGCUGGAGCUGCGGGAUUUCCAGACCUUGGAGAUCCUCUACAGCUGGCCCUACCACUUCCUGCGGCGCUUUGGGCGGGAUAAGGCGACCUUUUCCUUCGAGGCCGGCCGGCGCUGCGCAUCCGGAGAAGGCAACUUUGAGUUUGAGACCAGGCAAGGCAACGAGAUCUUUCAGGCGAUCGAGUCGGCCAUCAACGGUCUGCUCCCACAGCAGCAAGGGAUGAUCCCCGUCCACGACGGGGCUGGUUCCCAUCUCCGGACCCGGGGCGACCCGGGCAUGGCCAGGAGCAUCCAGCAGCGCUGCCGGCUUGGUUAG